Messenger RNA from Cornus florida, 752 nucleotides. RefSeq lists its product as uncharacterized. The record is from RefSeq and is a predicted model, not a curated record. NCBI's taxonomy places the organism in Eukaryota, Viridiplantae, Streptophyta, Magnoliopsida, Cornales, Cornaceae. The transcript has a single exon. Bases 301 to 516 code for a protein of 71 amino acids.
GAAAAAAAAAAAAAAAAUUCUACUUUCGGUGUCCAUAAAGAACAACCCCACCAGUACAAUAACAUUCCUUUCCUCCCUUCUAAACCCACCCUCUUCUUCGUCUCCAAGUUUAGCAUCACCAUCUCCUUCUUGAUCACUUAGAAUUAAAAUUAAUCCCAAACAUCCCUCUCUAUAUAUAUUUGCAAACAACAUUACAUUGCCUAGCUCAAUCACCCAUUUCUAUACUUACAUAUAAAAGCAAUAUAUAUACCCUCAAAUAUCCAUUCUUAUCUUUUAGAGUUUAUACACAGAGAGACAGAGAUGGGUGCUCAUGAUUGGGGACCGGUGGUGGUGUCGGUGGUUUUGUUCAUCCUGCUGUCACCAGGGUUGCUGUUCCAGAUCCCGGCAAGGACGAGGGUAAUAGAGUUUGGCAGCAUGAGCACAAGUGGGAUUGCAAUCCUGGUUCAUGCCAUCCUAUACUUUUGCAUAAUCACUAUCUUGCUCAUUGCCGUUGGUAUUCACAUACAUUCUGAUUAAUAUUCCUAACUCUACAUAAACAAUAAUUUUCUUUCUUUAAAAGAGAUUGUGUGUGUCUCUCUCUCUCUUGAUGACCUGGCCUUCUGGUUCCUUCCCAUUUUCUUCUACUAAAUAAAAUUUCCGUUACCGGACUUGUAUUUUUUUAGAUCAUUGUAUUAAUGUUGGUUCAUGGCUUAAUUUGUGUUACAUGAAAUAUAUAAGAAACAUUAUUCUUGAAUAGUGUACCGAUUGAUGAA